CUCUUGGGCAACAUCAAAGCACUUUCUAACACCUUCUAAGAUCGAUCAGAUCAUCACUACAAAAGCCUCGGCGCUGCUUGUCUCGAGUGUCGGGCACUCAGCGUCGCAAAUCAACGGGAUAUCGAAAUGUACCUAUUCGUUUCGUCUACCGCCAUCGACUUUAAUUUAGCAACCAGGCCUGGUCGGGCUUUUUGCAUUGCCCCUGCGCAACCGUGCUAGGCCGUGAAUUUUAUAUGAGCUCGGUGCGGAGAGCAGCUACCUUACAUUCUAGGGAUCUCGAUGUCCUGGCCCUGCCACUGUUACGGCAUGAUGUAUGGUCCCCUCAGGGGAGAUAUCGUGGGACUGUCCAUAACGCAUCUGAACAAGGUGAUGUCCAACCUGCACUUGAGGCGCUUACUGGUUCAUUUCCGCAGAGGUAGAUAUGGCUAACGCAACGCCAUACCUGAGACAUGGCCGGCGCAUGUCUAAGCGCCAGGCCAGUCGCUGGCCACCUCUCACAUGUGCCAUUGCUAUGGUCGUCCAAUGCUAGGUCUAGGGCUUGCAUAUAUUGGCCCGUCGCUGCAGCUGCGUAUGACAAUGACAUUGUCAACUUUAAGGGGAAAGUUCCAUUCCUGAGGAUCAAUUGACCCGACAAUGCCUACAAAACUACCUGUCUGGCCUUUAAAUUGCAUUUCGAUAACGAACAAAAGGGCCUCCAAGGGACGUGAUGGAAGAUUCAAUACCAGCGCGGACAGAGAACUACGCAAACAUGCCAACAGCACGAUAGACUCCGUCACAAUAGUCGAAUCUGAGGAGCCGCAACCUGUCGAGCAAGCGAGGCAGAAAAAAUGCACCUCGAUAUGGCUGUCAGCAACAACUCUUGGCUUGACCGCAUGCCUCUUUGCGGUCUUUGGUUGCGUCCUGGCGUUCUUGUGGCUUUACAAUUCGAGGAAUGAUGGCUUUGCACUGAUCACGUAUAAUCACUAUUCGUGGACAUACGGACCUACAGCCAUACUCAUCGUCGUUGUUGCACUUUGGCGACAGAUCGAUUACCACUGUAAGGCGGCUAUACCAUGGAUGAAUUUGCAGAAACAGGGUGUUCCAGGUGCAAGCAGCAUCUUUUUGGACUACAUUUCGCCACUUCAGAUUGUGAGCUUAUGGAAAUCCGCUCGCAAUAACGACUUUUUGACAGUUGUCACGAUCAUCGGCUUCAUCCUACUGAAAUUGGUUACACUCGCAUCUACAGGCCUUCUGGCAGAGCAGCCUACUACGUUAACAAGUAGUACCAUUUCCUUGCAGGGUAUCACCAGGCUGGACGGCUCCCUAUACAACGAGACGCAAUAUAUCGCGACAUCCGAUUCUUCCCUUGUAUACACUGCUUUCGGGAUUAUGAGCAAAAGCUUGCCGCUACCAGAGGGCACCACAAGCAGCCUAGUCUAUGAGACCUUCGACUUGCCGCCGGAUUUUGGAGAGAAAUCAAACCGAAUCACAGCAGAAGUUGGUGCGCUGAUGCCGGACUUCAAAUGCCAGCCCGCAGAGGUCUCGAUAAACCCAGUGCCUUACGGUUCUGAUGGCUCCCAAACUGGUGACACGAUGGCUAUCAUCUCUCCAGGUUGCCAAUUGAUGGGGGGCGCACCACCUGUUUUUGUGCUCGAUGCAAACUCCGUAGUCUGUCCGCAGCGACAGUUCAGAGGGAAUAUGGUUAGGGUGAAUUGCUCGAGUGAUGCUCUCGAACAACUCCCGAACUGGCAGCUUCUAACACUAGCCGAAGUCAUCUACAAUCAGACGUUCAAUUCUUCAAACGGCACCGAUAGCCCAAGUCAAAAUGACGAUGUUGACAUUCUUUCCUGGUCAGUCGGAAUUAAACAAACAACGAGCUUGCUGUGUCAACCGUCCUACAAAUUAGGCAAACUCAACACGACUUAUAUGUCAUCUCCACAGGGCCCUAUAAUUACCGCCGGCAAGCUCAUGGGGUCGAAUAAGACAUUGACGGGUUUCCACGAUGAAGAGCUCGCAUCAACAUUCACCGCAGCAUUGAUAGAUGCAGCGGUUAUGUUCGGUGACCCGUCGGAAGAUCAGAUGACGGAGGAUUUCCCGAACACUAUGUUCAAGUUGAUGGCAUCUGUGAAGGGCGGGAGAUACGACAGCCUCUUAGACCAGGACUCGAUGGCACAAACGGCUCAAAGUGCCUUUCAACACAUUGCUGUGCAGGUCGUAAGCAGAAAUCUGUUGCAAUGGGAGAAUAGCACUCUUCAAGCCGACCUGACGUCUACAGAAGACCGUCUACAAAUUGAUACUGUGGCUUUGUGGAUCAUGAUCUCUGGCUUUGCGACAUUGUUGGGUUUAUGCCUUCUCAUCCUAUACAUGAGACCGAAAAGGCCGCUGCCUCCACGAUCCGAGACAAUGGGAGCCGUUGCACAGAUUAUGACCAGGAGUGAUCAGCUGCAGAGCUUGGUCCGCAAUACUGCCUGUCUGCCGGAAAAGGAGGCUGUUUCGGCCCUUCAUGAAUAUUCUUUCUCUUCCCAGCAUGGUAUCGACUCCCAUGGCAGUCUUGCAUUUACAAUAUACCCUUUUCACAACAUUGAUGACGCAUCUGCGACCUCUCAUGAUACCCCGCGCAUAAAGCAGGAUGAUGCACAGCUAUGGUGGAAACCACUCAUGGUCCGGCGCCCGAUUCUGGUCACCACCUUGAUCCUACCUUUAGCUGCUAUUGUCGCGCUUGAAUUACUACAACGACGGUCGGACAGUGAGGCUGGGAUUCUGGCACUUUCGACAUCUGGGCGUACUCAGUCUACUUUAGCCAUACGACUGAUCCCAGCUCUGCUGAUGCUCAUUAUUGCGGCGUCAUUCAAUUCAUUUGACUUCAACAUAUCAGUCCUGGCGCCUUUCAAUUCUAUGAGAUUCCGGGCAGUCUCUGCAGAGCAAAGCAUUAAAAGUUCGCUCAUCGACAAGCUGCCUCCUAUUGCGCUCUGGAAUGCAGCAAAACACCGACAAUAUGCAGCUUUGUGUUCUUCAACAGCAGCAAUUAUUGGCAGCUUAUUGACGAUCGUGGUCUCUGGUCUCUACACUGUAGAGUCCGUGCCGAGUACCAGACAGACUGCCCUCCAGGCCGUGGACGCUUUCAACACUAGCUGGGCUGAUAGCGUGACGAAUGAUAGCUCUGCAGCAGUGCUGACGAGCCUCACUGAGAGUCUGAACUUGGCAUAUCCUGCCUUUACAUAUGACCAGCUUGCAUUUCCUGCUAUACCUUCCCCGAGAAACAUUGAUAUGACAGCUGCACCACAAUUGCUAAUCAAAUACCCCGCUCUUCGAGCAUCGAUGAUGUGCUCUAGCCUGGACUUGGACUCAUUCAAUGUUUCGGCCAGCUAUGUCCCGCAGCUAGAGUCCUCGAGUGCGACUGUGGAUGCGAAGAUACCGCUCCCCAAGACCUGCCCAUUUGGCGGACCAGGAGGAAACCUCUCCUUCGUUGACCUCAACUAUCGAGUCGGGUUCCAACAAAACACGAGUUACAUUGGAAAGCUGCUUGACAUCCAUGUCGGCCCAUAUGAUGCUAUUCAGGGUUCGGCUUUGGGAGAGGCUUCACCAACGGCGCAGAAAGACAAUCCACCAGGCUGUCCUUCUCUGGCUAUGAUAUAUGGCUUUGUUGAUGUUCACAACACUACCAGAACUUCCAUUACGACGCUGGCCUGCUACCAGCAGAUGCAGAGCGUUCAAACGACAGUCCUUUUCGGCCUACCGGAAAUGACGAUCCUGACUUCGAAGCCACCUAUACCCGAUGAAAGCACCGUUGAGCUUUUGCCCAGUAGCGAGGCCGGUGACACUACGUUCCCAUACAGGAUCCAACAACACAUGGACCAAUCACUUUCUCUCUUCAACCAAAGCAGAUACCCAUCUGCGAACCUUGCUGACACGCCAGUAGACAGUUUCUUCCAAGGGGUUCUCUUCGGACAGACGCCUCUUCCGGAAACUGCACUCGUAGGACAAGAUCAAGCAGAUACCAUGAUGAAAGGUAUCAACGCCUUUUACCGUAGGUACAUGGCUCAAGCGAUCUCGAACAAUAUGCGAGUGCCGAACGCUUCAGCUGCUUCGAUCCCUAGCCCUACAAUGCAUCAGGGUACGAUUCUGAAUGCUUCUCAGACAUCGAGACUGGUGCAGCACCGUGAUGCGAAGCUCGCGCUACAGAUUCUUCUUGGAUUGAUGACUUUGUUCGGAGCUCUCGCUUGGCAAUUGAGCCGGCUAGUCGACCUUGUUCCUUAUAACCCAUGCACAAUUUUUGGGAGGGCGGCCUUGCUUGCUGGAAGUCAACUGUGUCAGUCUGGUAGCGACUGGGAAGCAGACGAUCAUCAGCUCCCGAGAAGUCAGCAGCGAAGGUACAAAUUGGAUUGGUGGGAUGACGACGUCGAACAUGUCGAAGAUAACAUGGAUCAGAGGUUUGUAUCCAGAGGUGAUGACAGGGAAGGUCUUCGCAUGAGAAAGAGAUAUGGCAUUGACAUGAUUGACUCGGCAGAGUAGAUGACACGCAACGACGGACCUUAUGCCCUCACAGUUCGAUGCUCUUUCAUAGAGAAAGUGAAGGUAGAACCAAACAACAGAAGUUGCAGAAGAAAGGCAAGAUUGUAUUUUGUUUCUCUCGUGUUGGAAGACAGAAGUUACGCCAAUGAGCCAGAUGAUAUCAUAUCCUCGUCAAAUCCGUCAAAUUUGGUCGUGC
Exophiala xenobiotica is the source of this 4687-nucleotide messenger RNA. RefSeq lists its product as uncharacterized. The record is from RefSeq and is a predicted model, not a curated record. Bases 634 to 4491 code for a protein of 1285 amino acids. The transcript has a single exon. Lineage: Eukaryota; Fungi; Ascomycota; Eurotiomycetes; Chaetothyriales; Herpotrichiellaceae.